This is a messenger RNA of Mizuhopecten yessoensis (Yesso scallop), 1605 nucleotides long. RefSeq lists its product as uncharacterized. The transcript is spliced from 7 exons. Lineage: Eukaryota; Metazoa; Mollusca; Bivalvia; Pectinida; Pectinidae. The coding region runs from base 56 to 808 and encodes 250 amino acids. The record is from RefSeq and is a predicted model, not a curated record. Gene Ontology annotation, cellular component: trans-Golgi network.
UCUGUUACUGUAGUCAUAUGACAAGGAGAAUCUUACCUACAAUCAUAAAUGAUAAAUGUCAGACAUGUUUACAAAGGAUUUAAGAAGACGUGUUUCUAACUUGGCAGUGUUCUGCCUUUUUAUCUCGGGAACUGUAUCACAGACAUGCACAAAAGUGUCAAGUUGUGCUUGCACAACUGACUCUGGAUUCAAAAUAGAUCUAACACCCCUAGGAAAUACUGAUACAACACCGAGAUUUCAAGACAUUCCUGAUUCAAAGGGGAAGACAGACGUUUAUUCAUGGAAUCCUUGUCAAGAAUUUACGGAGGGCACGUGUGUCAAUGAAGCAGCAUGUAAAGUGACGCCCUCUGGAAUGAUCACCCAGUACCUUGGAAUAGGCACGCAGGACUCCGCAACAUUCCUGUACGAUGACAAAGGAAGGCUUACCAUCCAAUACACAACUGGGAACGCGACAACUGCGGUUAAUAUUAUCUGCUCAGAAGAUGAUACAGGCUCAGUGACUGCGUACGGGCUAGACCAAGAGGGCGGACAGAAAGAAUACCACUUUGAAUUGAAAACGGCAUACGCCUGUCCCCCGAAACACCCAACAGCAGUAUCAAUUGGGACAUACCUGUGUAUAGGAUGUGGCGUAUUUCUAAUUGUUUAUAUAGUAGGAGGCGUAUUAUUUCAAAGUUUUGUGAGGAAAGAGACUGGAAAGCUCAGAAUUCCAAACCUUAACUUCUGGACUGCAAUGCCUGCGUUAAUCAGGGAUGGUGUGAUGUUCGUGUUGACGAGAGGGAAGAAGAAAGUGGCAUACGACAGAAUAUAGACAAAUACUUCCGUCUUUCCUUCUUUCGCAACAUUAUAUCUUAUGGGCAAAAAUGUAUCUUUGAGUGGAAAGUGCAGUUGAUUUAAAGUGAACAUUUUUAUAUGAAUUACAUUACAAUGUGAAUGUUUCUGUUUUCAUGAAAAACUUCAUUGAGUGACAUAAAAUGUGCAUUUGUAACGAUUUCCUUGGACAUUACAUUGAAAGAAACGUUUACUGAUUUCUUACACUAUCUCUAAGCAAUAAGACAAUGGUGUAACUAACUGAUUAACAUCCCAAUCAUUUAACAAACAAACAAAAAAUCUAUAAUUUUCCUAUAAACAGGGUAUAUUCUUGGUUUCUUGUUGAUUAACAGUUCGAAUUUUCGAGUGGAGGGACACAUUUAGAUAUAUAAUUUUUAUCACGAGUGAAACAUAUACAAAAUAUUCAACAAACCAGUGAAUAUAAAUAUUUGUUUUCAUCAUGAAACCAAGAAUAUACUGGUUCUUAAUAUUUUCCAUUGUGAUGUACGAAAUAUCGUUAAUUGUUGUUAAACCCUUUCCUAUAUUCUACCAUAACACGUUUUCAUUAUUUUCAUAGAAAGAGGCGAACAUACAUUUUGUGGUCGCAAAAUAUUAACAUAUGAUUUUGUGUCCAAUGUUGAUUAAUUGAAGAUGUUAUUAACGCACAUGUAAACAAUGUAUCUAAUUUAAUGUUUUAUCCUUUUGUUAUUUCAUACGAUUACAGGGAUCAAUUGUCAUCUUUAAUUGUUUUCAUUUAAUUACAAAAGUCUUUCAGCAAAUAUCAAUUUUCCAAAAAAA